This is a messenger RNA of Polyodon spathula (Mississippi paddlefish), 1766 nucleotides long. It is a transcript of the gene gstt2, whose product is annotated as glutathione S-transferase theta 2. The record is from RefSeq and is a predicted model, not a curated record. Bases 84 to 767 code for a protein of 227 amino acids. NCBI's taxonomy places the organism in Eukaryota, Metazoa, Chordata, Actinopteri, Acipenseriformes, Polyodontidae. Gene Ontology annotation, cellular component: cytoplasm. The transcript is spliced from 5 exons. Gene Ontology annotation, molecular function: glutathione transferase activity. Gene Ontology annotation, biological process: glutathione metabolic process.
CGUGAUCUCUGGAUUUGAUUGUGCACACUGCACCAAAGCAAAGCAAACUGACAGCGUUUCUCACCAAAAUAAAUACGAAAACCAUGGCUGCACGCAGAGAGCCCGUGGAGGUGUAUUUAGAUUUGCUUUCACAGCCUUGCAGAGCAGUUCACAUUUUUCUGAAUCAUAACAAAAUCCCUUACACCUUGAAACCCGUGGCGAUACGAAAAGGUGAUCAGAGGAGUCCAGAGUUUACCAAACGUAAUCCUAUGCAAAAAGUUCCAGUAAUAGUAGACAACGGGUUUGUUCUAACAGAAAGUGAUGCCAUAUUAAAAUAUUUGGCCACCAAAUACAAAGUUCAGCAGCACUGGUACCCCAGUGAGCCUGAGCGACGAGCCCGGGUGGAUGAGUACACAGCCUGGCACCACACGAACACGCGCCCACACGCAGCCAAGGUUUUCAUCCUGGAGGUUCUGAUUCCCCGAAUGACAGGCCAGGCCACAGAAGCAGAGAAGGUGGAGAGAGCGGUAACAGAACUAAACGGGACUUUAGACAAAUUGGAGUCGAUGUUUUUAAAAUCACAAGCCUUUCUGUGCGGAGAUGAUAUCAGCCUGGCUGACCUGCUGGCUAUAUGUGAACUCAUGCAGCCUCUUGCUGGAGGCCGCGACGUGCUGCAGGAUCGUCCGACGCUUCUUGCCUGGAAAAGGCGAGUGCAGUCGGCUCUGAGCGACUCGUUUGAUGACGCUCAUGUGGUCCUUUACCGUCUGAGAGACAAAGCCAAACUGUGAAUGUGCUGCCUUUGAAUCUAUAGAGUAGAAGGGGUGUUCCUACAGUACAUGUGACUGGCAAUAUCCCUCUUACAAACCCCUGUACCUUGAAAUAGAGUUUGAAUACUGUGUGUGUAAUAUGGACAAAAAUACAAGGACUGUCUCAAGGCAUUGUUUUCUGCACAGGAGGAAGAGCAGCAAGUAUUUUUUCAGUGUGUUUUGCAGGGGACAGCCUACUGACCUUAAAACAUUUCAAAUCUUAUCUUUAAUAUUAUAUAUAAAGAAAGUACAGUACCCAAUUGCAAGCUGUUUCUAACAAACUGCUAGUUUAGGGAUGCAAAGGUAGAUAUCUGUAACCCCCCCCCCCCCCCCCCCCCCCCCCCACUACUACAGAAAUGUGUAUGUCAUUGUAUUAUAUAAUUAUUCAGUAAAAGUAUUUCAAAUAGAUUUUGUGCUUUUUUAUAUUGGUUUCAGACUAUCCAUCUGUUGUAUGCUUGCCCAAUAUAUAAUUAUACAGAACACCUUUUUCACAACCAAAUAUUUUAUUUUUAAACCUUACAUAGUUUAUUAUCAUUACAACAAUCAUGAGCCAGACAAAUAUAUACAAAACAUUCCAACUACCUUGAGUACUGGGGCAAACCACUUUAUAGAACCAUAAUGUGACUUUUACAGAAUUAUUUUAGGAUACCAUCAAAUGCUUAAGAGUUCUACGACAUGAAUAUAAUUAGUGAAGCAAUGUUUCUGAAUUACCAAUCUUAAAUCUAGGAGCACUUUCAUUACAGUUAAAACACGAGGGUUACAGCAAGACCAGUUUGUACUGGGACUGGUGACAGACAGCACUUAAAAUAAAAUGUUCUGGGCUUUUCAUUUGACUUUGCAAGAAGGAAAACAAAAAUACAUCUUUUAACAAAGACAUCUGAUUGGAGAUGGUCAACUAAAAUCAAAAUACCACUUUGCUAGUGAGAUUAUUGAAUUUGCAGACCCAUUGACUGGAAAUAAAACUAAAGUCUCUAAUUGAAA